Molecule: messenger RNA, 1596 nt
Organism: Rubroshorea leprosula
Lineage: Eukaryota; Viridiplantae; Streptophyta; Magnoliopsida; Malvales; Dipterocarpaceae
Source: the annotation of a GenBank genome assembly
CAGUCUCUCUUUUUCACAUCUCUUUCUUCAUCGUCUCCGCCGUCCGACAGCCAUGUACAGGCAGGUGCUGGUGCCACCCGGUACCCACUCUCUGCAGUGGCGGGAGACUUGGCCGCGUUUGCUUGCUCCUCUGACCUUAUGGAUAUGUGGCAUUUUCGAUUAGUCUGAGGUUCGGUUACUACGGGGACUGUCGAAUGGUGCUCGGACCCAACUCUUCGCGAUUGAUGAAGGCAAGACCUCUGUUCGUGGAGCUGGUCGAAGCCAGAGAUGAAGAUCGGAAAGGGGUUCUUCUUUAUGGGUUCUCGGAAAAACCGGAGUUGAAUUGGGAAACAAAUUGGAGUGUCUCUAAUUAUCUGAUUGUGGGAGCAUACAACCACCAGGGAUUUUCGUUGUGGUUAAACAAGGGUUCUGAUAUCAGAAUGAGAUGGGAAACUCAAACAAGUAGAUUAGCUCAUCUUCAACCGAUUAUCAUUAAAGGCGAACGAAAACGCAAAACAUUGCUGCCAAAAUUUUCAAGUUCUUUCGAUCCCCUUGCUCUGAGUGAACCACUUAGUGGAAAAGAAGUUGAGUACACCGUCAAAGAAGAUGACAAGUACUAUGUAGGAGUGAUUAACAAGUACCGUAGAAGCAUUAUUAUAUCCAUAACUUUGAAUGUUACAUCCAAGAUGUAUGAUCUAACAAAAGCAAGGAACAAUUGUUCCACAGAGACAGGAUCCUGCCAGCUAAAACUUAUAUUUCCUGACACUCAGUUCCUUGUACUUACAACUCCAAACAAAGUUGACAGUGGUGCCUGGUAUAUUGAGCUUUCUUUUGUGGCUCGACUAAUAACAUAUAUAGCAAUUUUAGGCUUUUUCUUUGUUAUAAUUUUCUUUGUAUUGAAAUACCUGGGGGCAUGUGAUACUCGUGGGAGCGUAUUUGAUACAGCCCCAAUGGGAAUACAAUAUGAUAGGACUCCUGCUACCGAGACCACCCCCCUACUAACACGAACGCAAUUGCGAUCCACGUAUGGAACAGAAAGAGGAGAUGCAGAUGAUGAUGAAACGGGGUCAUCUAGUAGCUCUUCAGAAGAUCUCUAUGAUGCAAAACUAUGUGUAGUAUGCUAUGAUGAUCAACGCAACUGUUUCUUCGUUCCUUGUGGCCAUUGUGCCACCUGCUACGAUUGUGCUCAAAGGAUAAUGAGUGAGGAUAGCAAGAUGUGUCCAAUUUGUCGAAGACUAAUUCACAAAGUAAGGAGAUUAUUUAGUCCUUGAGAAUUGAGGAAAUAGGAUCAGUAAAUUCAUUUCACAGAGUGAAUUGUAUGCCAUUGCAGUUUUUUUGUGCGAGUUCUUGGCUUGAAUCCUGAUUGUAACUCGUGUAAUUAGCUUCUAAUUUCUCAUUUCACGCGACACAGAAAUGUCAAUUCUCUGGAGGUUUUAUUCUCUUCUCAAAUCUUUAUUACCUGAGAGGAGUAGCUAUGUAUCACAAAGUUGAUUCCCAGCCGUUGUGACGUCUUUCUUAUUUGUUCUUUUAUUCAGAUAUUUAUGGGAAUCUGUUGCUUUCAGUGAAGCAGUCUAUACUCGACGCCUUUGUCAAGGUUGCGUAUGAUUUUGCAUCAGG